AUGAGCGCAAGAGACUACUACGACGGCGAUCAACAAGGCCGGGGGGACAACUACGGUGAAGGGCGCCGACCAGAGGGAGGCUACGAAGGCGGAAGCAACGAGGGCGAAUACGGAGGCCGAGACAACGAGGGACGAUAUGGGGGGCGGCAAAAUGAGGGUCGGUAUGGGCAGGGAGAAAGACGUCAAGAGGGAGGCUACGAAGAUAGAAGCAACGACGGAGGGUACGGUGGCCGAGAUCAUGAGGGCCCGGGAUCAGGCAGACGUCAGGAGGGAGGUUACGGUGGCGGUCGUGAGAACGAGUACUCUACCCAGCCGAUCGAUGAUGGGGAAGGGCGCAGACACGAUAACUACGGUGGAGGUGGGGGAUACGCUAAUUCAGACGAGGAUGAUCUGAGCGGUGCUGCUCGGCAUGCCGAGAGACACGCUGGAAGCUCUGGUGAUUCUUCCAUCUUCUCCAGCGUUUUGAGCUCGCUUGGUCGGAAUAAGCAGCAUAUUGGCGACUCGAGUCUCAAUGAAGAGGAUGCCGUUCAGUCCCACCAGCAGAUGUACGGGAACGGGGGGAGUGGACAAGCCAGCCCGGGCUCCAUGGGCUCGGCUGCCGCUAUGCAGGCACUCAAGAUGUUCUCCGGUGGUGGCUCCGGCAACACCCCGGAAGGCAACUCGCAGAACGCUUUCAUCGGUAUGGCCAUGGCCGAGGCUAGCAAGCUGUUCGACAACCAGUCGCAGCAGGGUAAGGCCUCGGGCGCGAGCAAGGAGUCGACUAUCCAGCAGGCUGGAGAGAUGGCUUUGAAAAUGUACAUGAAGAGUCAAAUGGGUGGCGGUAGCUCCGGCGGUGGCAUGUCGGGGUUGAUGGGACUUGCGAGCAAGUUUCUCUGA
Messenger RNA from Drepanopeziza brunnea f. sp. 'multigermtubi' MB_m1, 876 nucleotides. RefSeq lists its product as uncharacterized. Lineage: Eukaryota; Fungi; Ascomycota; Leotiomycetes; Helotiales; Drepanopezizaceae. The record is from RefSeq and is a predicted model, not a curated record.